GGAUAUAAAAUGCCCAAACCUUACCCUUUCCCCGCUCUCUGAUUAUUCCCCGCUCUAGGGUUUGCUAGUUUCUCUCUGCUUCGGCCUUUCAGAUUGUUUCUAUUGCUGUAAUUUGCGGGACAGUAGCGACAAUGAGGCCGGUUUUCGUUGGAAACUUCGAGUACGAAACUCGGCAAUCGGAGCUGGAACGCUUGUUCUCCAAACACGGGAGGGUCGAUCGUGUGGACAUGAAGUCUGGAACUUGUCUACUAAAGGAAAAUGAACUGAGCUUCUAUCUGGGCUCGCCAACAUCACUGCCAAAAUUUUAAUUUGGAAAAGGAAACCAACCUGGUUGCCUGCUUCUCUACACUCCAUUUACAGAUAGCAACAUUCCGCAUUUUCUUCACUCGGUCUUCCGUCACUCACCCACUUCAUCGCAUAAAGUUGCCAUUUCACAAGAAUGGUCAUAGUGGGAUCAAUCAUUUGUUAUGCCAUGCCUAUCACAAGUCUACUACUGUUCAUAGGAGAUUAAUGAAAUCUGGCCAUGCCUCCAAUCACUGAUAAUAGGGGGAUCUUUGAUUCAAUCAUGCCAUGCCUUCCAUUUCUGAACUCGUGCUCUCUGAAUGGCGAAGCAUGCUUAGCAAUGAUUUCUCAGAUCUGAAACUAUGGAUUAAAACCUUUAGUAUGCAACCAUCAUGAUUUAGUGCAUCAUGCAACGCCUCUACAGUCUUAUGUGCAUCAGCCCUCACAUAAAUGCAGGUUUUGCCUUUGUCUAUUUUGAGGAUGAGCGGGAUGCUGAAGAUGCUAUCCAGAACCUGGACAAUAAGCCAUUUGGUUAUGACAGGCGCAGGCUAUCUGUGGAGUGGGCUAAGGGUGAGCGUGGUCGCCAUCAUGAUGGUUCUAAAUCAGUGGCAAACCAGAGGCCAACUAAAACUUUGUUUGUCAUUAACUUUGAUCCCCUCCGAACCAAGGUUCGUGAUAUCGAAAGACACUUUGAACCUUAUGGGAAGGUGCUUCAUGUCAGAAUUCGUCGGAACUUUGCAUUUGUGCAAUUUGACACACAGGAAGAAGCUACCAAAGCUCUUGAGGCUACUCACGCAAGCAAGAUACUGGACAGGGUUGUGUCUGUUGAGUAUGCUUUGAGGGAUGACGGUGAGAGAGGUGAUCGAUAUCAUGAUAGUCCCAAAAGAGGCAGUUAUGGUAGGCAUGGAGAUAGUCCUUAUGCGAGGUCACCGAGUCCUGUGUAUCACAGGCGUCCAAGUCCUGAUUAUGGUCGGCCCCGUAGUCCAGCAUAUGACAGGUACAACGGUCCAAUGUAUAACAGGCACAGGAGUCCUGAUUACGGAAGGAAUGAGAGUCCUGAAUAUGGCAGAUACCGCAGUCGCUCGCCUGUUCGAAGAUCAAGAACCUGAAGUCAUCUGAUGCAGUAGUGGGUUAAACAUGUUAGUUCUUGUGGUUUUUCUGUAGCUUUAGGUAAAUUUGUAGAGGAUGAACGUAUUAUGAUAGUGCUUAGGUUUCUUACAUUGUAUUGUUGACUAUGCGUUCCAAAGUUUGCUGUUAUCAAACUAGUGUUCUACCGUUGAAGUAAUCAAUGGAUGUGGCUAGAUUCGCUUGCUGGAAACAUAUUGGCUUCUUACGGCUGUAGUGUUUGCUAUUGUUUGAGUAGGCAAUGAAAUUGAAAUGUUGGGUUUCUGGGUUGCAA
Prunus dulcis (almond) is the source of this 1681-nucleotide messenger RNA. Its product is annotated as serine/arginine-rich splicing factor RS31-like. Gene Ontology annotation, cellular component: nuclear speck. Gene Ontology annotation, biological process: mRNA splicing, via spliceosome. Bases 690 to 1391 code for a protein of 233 amino acids. The record is from RefSeq and is a predicted model, not a curated record. Lineage: Eukaryota; Viridiplantae; Streptophyta; Magnoliopsida; Rosales; Rosaceae. Gene Ontology annotation, molecular function: RNA binding. The transcript is spliced from 7 exons.